Messenger RNA from Miscanthus lutarioriparius, 297 nucleotides. Lineage: Eukaryota; Viridiplantae; Streptophyta; Magnoliopsida; Poales; Poaceae. The record is from the annotation of a GenBank genome assembly.
AUGGCGGCUGCGCCGGUCGCAACUCAAACGAACAAACGAAAAAGGAAGGCAUGGUUUGGAGAUGAUACCUUGUGGUACGGUGAGUCCGACCAGGCUGAUGGGGUCAAGGUGGGAGGAAUCGCCCGCUCCAAGUCUGCGGCCAUGGCCAUGGCGGCGGCGGCGCGGUGUGGUAGGGCGGAAAGGAUAAAGAGUAACAACUGGCCGACACACACGCGAACCCGGACGGAGUCGCGCUGUUUUGGAAAGACAGGCGCCGGAUGGGGAUGGGGUCGGUCUGCCCGCUCCGAUUUUGAAUGA